This is a messenger RNA of Cherax quadricarinatus, 2198 nucleotides long. RefSeq names its product UDP-glycosyltransferase UGT5. NCBI's taxonomy places the organism in Eukaryota, Metazoa, Arthropoda, Malacostraca, Decapoda, Parastacidae. The record is from RefSeq and is a predicted model, not a curated record. Gene Ontology annotation, molecular function: UDP-glycosyltransferase activity.
GUGACUUUCGUGACCGGAUUCAGGGCAUCAUAUUCAAGAACAAGAAUCCGCGAAGUAUUUGUGCCGGACACAGACAUUUUUUCAAAAUUUCCCAAUCGCUUUACAACAAGUCACUUCAGCUCAGUCUUUCAGGUGCUUCCCUUAGCAUCUGAAUAUUGUGGCAAAGCUAUUCGCACCCAAGAACUGCAACAAGUUCAAGUGGAGAAGUUUGACCUGGUGAUGUUGAGCGUUGUCUUCUCUGAAUGUCUUUAUUCCUUAAUCAACAAGUUACAGGUACCCUAUAUUCACAUGGUUCCAAACAUGCUGCUUGAAUCAAUGAGUGACCUGGCAGGCAACCCACAGUUCCCUUCAACAGUAGGCAGUUUCCUAUUGGACCUAGGCCACCCUCUUACCUUCACUGGCAGGAUGAUCAACACACUCAGCCACAUACUGUAUUCUGCUAUCACUAUGCAUUACAUAAUUCCAAGGAUGGCAGUCGAGGGUGACAUAGACACCACCAGGCUCAGGGACAUUCGACUCAACGGCAGUCUCGUUAUUGUUAAUAGCGUGGAGAUGCUUGAGGUACCAGCCAGACCCUACGUUCCCACGGUGAUCCACGCUGGCGGCAUCCACUGUAGACCAGCCAAGCCUCUACCACAGGACCUUGAAGCUUGGGUGGCAGAUUCAGGUGACGCAGGUUUUAUUUUCUUCACCCUUGGAAGUGUUGUUCAGACAUCAACUAUACCAGAGAAGCACAGACUGGUGCUGUUGAAGGUGUUUGCGUCCCUGAAGCAGCGGAUCCUCUGGAAGUGGGACCAGGACACGAUGGACGACCUCCCGCCCAACGUGCGUCUUGCCAAGUGGCUUCCACAGCAAGAUAUUCUCGGGGAUCCUCGCCUACGACUUUUCAUCACUCAUGGUGGUCUGCUGAGCACCCAGGAGGCCACCUACCACGGCAUCCCCAUCUUAGGAAUGCCUGUUUUUGUUGAUCAGCAUCACAAUGUUCGGCAGGCACAAAAUGAGGGGUGGGGACGACUUCAAGCCUGGGAGGACCUCACCUACGACCUCCUCCUUCAGAAUAUCCAUCAUGCCAUAAAUGACACUAAAAUGAGGCAGGAAGCAGUGCGACGAUCACGUGUGAUGCGCGACCAGCCUAUGUCUCCCAGGGAGUGGACGGUGUACUGGGUGGAGUAUGUCAUCCGGCACCGAGGUGCUUAUCACCUCCGCUCACCCUUCUUCACCAUGCACUGGUACGAGGUGUACAACGUAGACGUGUGGCUGUUAUUAACAGUGGUGAUCGUUCUGAUGACCUGCCUCUUUUGCUGGGUACUUCGCAGAGUCUUCUCUCGAUGCUGUUCCACCACCAAGUACAAGAAAGAAUAAUCACUGUUCAGGAAUCAUCUAAUCAUUCAGCCUUAUCAAAUAUUUUGUUCAUUAGACUCUUAAUACAGGUGUUACUACAGGAAUGAUCGUUAUUAAAUUCGUGCGAAUAUUAUCAUUGGUAAUUGAGGGUCAGGUUUCAGCGAACCUGAGGAACAUGGUCGAACCCACUCCAGCUAAACAACACAAUGAACUAUCUUGAGUCCCACCCUAGCUGAACCACUGAAUGAACUAUCUUGAGUCCCACUCCAACUGAAGAACACAAUGAACUAUGUUGAGUCCCACUCCAGCUGAAUAACACAAUGAACUAUGUUGAGUCCCACUCCAGCUGAACAACACAAUGAACUAUCUUGAGUCCCACUCCAGCUGAACAACACAAUGAACUAUCUUGAGUCCCACUCCAGCUGAGCAACACAAUGAACUAUCCUGAGACCAACUCCAGCUGAACAACACAAUGAACUAUUUUGAGUCCCACUCUAGCUGAACAACACAAUGACCUAUGCUGAGUCCCAAACCAGCUGAAUAACAAGAUGAACUAUUUUGAGUACCACUCCAGCUGAACAACACAAUGGACUAUUUUGAAUCCCUCUCCAGCUGAACAACACAAUGAACUAUCAUGAGUCCAACUCCAGAUGAACAACACAAUGAACUAUCCUUAGACCAACUCCAGCUGAACAACACAAUGAACUAUUUUGAGUCCCACUCUAGCUGAACAACACAAUGACCUAUGUUGAGUCUCACUCCAGCUGAACAACACAAUGAACCAUCUUGAGUCCCACUCCAGCUGAACAACACAAUGAACUAUUUAAGUCCAACUCCAGCUGAACAACACAAUGAAC